GCUUACGCUUCAAACACAACGAUCAUUCACACACGUUACGUUGCCUUUAUUUUUUUAUCCCUUUCUCGUUUCGGUGACUCAUUGCGUCUUCUGUAAUUUUUGUUGCGCCGUUUCAAUUAAAUAACCAUUUGCAUAAUUAAAGAGCAACGAGAGUGCUGGAUCCUAAAAACGAAUUGUACAAUUAAAAUGCAAUCAAAGCUGUGUUAAUGUAGUCAUUAAAGGCUGUCAGCAAAAAUACAAAAAAAAAAAGAUAAGCACAACCGAAAACAAAACAAGGCGCAGACAGCAACAAAAUUAUGAAAAAAAAAAUCACCAAAUUUAUUAAAAAGUGAAAGUUUUUAGUCAACGUCGCCGUUUGCACAAAAUUACCGGAGGGAAAAAAGAAAUGCAAAAACAAUCAACAAGUCUGCGAAACAAAGCAAAACAAAUCGCCAAAAGCCCCGCUACCGCUUCGUUGUGAGAGCGAGAGAGCAAGAGAGAGAGGAGAGCGAGCGAACCGCUGACCAGCGGAGCGAUUAGGUUCCACAAUCCCAUUGCCAUAGAAUCGCCGCAGAGCGGUACCAAGUUCGAUUCCAAGCCGUGGCUCCCAUCGAUGCGGCAAGAUGUUGUAAGCAACGGCCCAGUCACGGCUACCAAUUCGAGGAACGGCGGCGCGGGUGUGGCUCGCAAGAUGUUCCACCCGCACCAACCGUCCCACCCACACCAAGCGCACUAUCCGCAGCCAUUUCGCACGUUUUACGGCUAUCCGCACCAGAUGUCGCAGGUCGCUUUUGCCCCACCACCACCCAUUCCCGUCAGCUGGAGAAACCCAUGUACCAGUAAGCGGUCUCCCAGUGCUCCCCCGUCACGCAUUACCGUCAAUCCACCGCCCCAAAGGCCCUGGCUGCCACUGGCCAAGCCCAACAAAACGCGACCAGCCUGCAUUUUUACGGUUAUGUGCUAUAAUGUUCUCUGCGAUAAGUACGCGACGAGGCAAAUGUACGGAUACUGUCCGUCGUGGGCGCUCUGCUGGGAGUACCGGAAAAAGUCGAUAAUCGACGAGAUCCGGCACUACGCGGCGGAUAUCAUCAGUCUGCAGGAGAUUGAGACGGAACAGUUUUACCACUUCUUCCUGCCAGAGCUCAAGAACGACGGCUACGAGGGCAUCUUUUCGCCCAAGUCGCGAGCUAAGACCAUGUCCGAGCUGGAGCGGAAGUAUGUGGAUGGCUGUGCGAUAUUCUUCAGGGCGUCCAAGUUUACGCUGAUCAAGGAAUCCCUGAUCGAGUUCAACCAGCUGGCGAUGGCUAAUGCCGAGGGCUCCGACAACAUGCUGAACCGCGUGAUGCCCAAGGACAACAUUGGCCUGGCCGCCCUGCUCAAGGUGAAGGAGAACGCCUGGGAGCCGAUGUCCGAGGUGACGCAGAUCUCGCAGCCGCUGCUCGUCUGCACGGCGCACAUUCACUGGGACCCGGAGUUCUGUGACGUCAAGCUCAUCCAGACGAUGAUGCUGAGCAAUGAGCUAAAGACGAUCAUUGACGAGGCGAGCCACAGCUUCAGGCCGGGUCACAAGAACGACUCGAAUGCCGUCCAGCUGUUGUUGUGCGGCGACUUCAACUCGCUGCCCGACUCGGGCGUGGUGGAGUUCCUGGGCAAGGGGCGCGUCUCAAUGGACCAUCUGGACUUCAAGGACAUGGGCUACAAGUCCUGUCUGCAGCGGUUGCUCUCGAACGACACCAACGAGUUCACGCACUCGUUCAAGCUGGCCUCCGCCUACAGCGAGGACAUUAUGCCGCACACCAACUAUACGUUCGACUUCAAGGGCAUCAUCGACUAUAUCUUCUACACGAAGACGGGCAUGGUGCCGCUGGGCCUUUUGGGUCCCGUCUCCAACGACUGGCUGCGCGAGAACAAGGUGGUGGGCUGCCCUCAUCCGCACAUACCCUCCGAUCACUUCCCUCUGCUCGUGGAACUGGAGCUGAUGCACACGGCUAGCCAACAGGCGCCUCCCAACGGGCUUAUCAAUCGCCGGUAGCAAUAGAAUCGACGCGGCAGACCCACCACCAGCAACAGCACCACCACCAACACCACCCUGAUGACGACGACGACGGCGCCGGCGGCCACGCGCACGCCGGCUGCCAGCGGGGGAGGAAGCGGGAGUGGGACUGGGAGCGGAAGUGUCGGUGGCGGAGUAGGUGGAGUAAGUGGAACUGGAGGCGGCGCCCUGAUGAUUCCCGGCGGCUACAGGGGACGAAGCUGCAGCAAUAGCGGAUGUCAUCGACUGACUGCAGCUCUUGGAGCGACCAGAAAAGCAGCCAAUCCCCCGCCACCGGUGGACAAGCAGGCCUCCACUUCGCAUCCCGCUCCCAACUGACGUGGCGAUCUGCUCGCAUCAAGAUUCAGUUUUAGUUAGAUACGACAAAAACCUUGAUUUCUAGCCUCGGUCCCUCCCUGCUCUUGGACCAACCCAACCCCAAACAUCCCCCAAGAACCCUAAGUUAUAAGCUGACGACGUUGUGGAGGUCUCGCCGCUUUGUGCGCUGGAUCGCAAAGUGCGCUCACCGAUGCAACCCAUUAACUAAGAUCGUAAUCGUAAUAGAAAGGAAUAUAAUUUAAUUGCUGCACUCCUCUUCCGCGCUUUUCGUUUUGAUUUUAUCAACUUCACGUUUUCACCAUCGAAUAAAUCCAUUAUAUACAAUAUGCAAGUGUCAACUGUUAAGUUCUUGAAACCCUUACAAUCACAUAGCAAACAGUAAAUCUAAGCCAAUUUCGUUAAAGAAAAUUAUUCGCAGCAGUUCGUAAAAAGUACCCGAAACCAAUUAUGCAUUAAGUAAAAAGUAAAAUUACAUCGUGUAAAAAUUAAACAAAAAGAGCUAUCUAAGUAAAAAAAAACUAUGCAAAUUUAUCUGAUGAAUCCGUUUCUAAUUUGUGUCCUUUGACCGUGUCAAAGUUACAAGAUACCACUUAUGUGUAUAGCUACUUCUUGGACAGUCAAGUAAAUUGUGCAAACUAAAAUAGAUCCUUUAACUAGUUGAUAAUGCAGCACAGAUUCAUGAAAUGUAUAACAUUGGAAAGAAAAUGGAUCGAUCAACUCUUAUUUUUGAGUGCAUUGGAUGUUAAAGUGUGCAGUGUGUAUGUUAAAACAUCAACUCAAAAUUCUUUGGGGCGGAAAGUAAUACAUUGAUACUUAAAUGAAAUUAACUUUAGCUCUGAAGGAUAUUUCUUUCUUCCGAAAGAAUUAUUUUAUUUCGUUAGAUUUAAAUUCUUUUGCACCUGCAAUGAAUGCGAAUCUUUUAAAAUAAUUCAAUGGAUUGCUCUUCGCCUCUCAGAUUCUAUAGUAAGAUAAACAAAUAUACCCACCCUACUGUGCAUAUUUAGACCUAAAGAGAUCUUAUAUAACUACUAACUAUGUGUACAUACUGGCGUGCAGCAAAAAAUACAAAAUAAAUGUCGGUAAAGAAAUAUUUAUAAGUAUCGAAUGGUCCAAUAACCAUCCGCCAUGGAAACGUUUCAGCACACACAAUUCCAUGUCCGGCCCUCAUUGUAAACUCCAUUCAAUGUCGUGGUGUAACAAGAUAAAUAUGUAAACUGAUGACAUAAAAGAGGCGCACAUCAUCAGCGGCGAUCUUUAUUCACCGAAUCCCUUCAUCAAUAUAAAUAAAGUCAAGAGAGAAUCAAACGUA
This is a messenger RNA of Drosophila rhopaloa, 3659 nucleotides long. It is a transcript of the gene twin, whose product is annotated as CCR4-NOT transcription complex subunit 6-like. The transcript has 4 exons. Gene Ontology annotation, cellular component: cytoplasm; nucleus; CCR4-NOT complex. Bases 593 to 2011 code for a protein of 472 amino acids. Gene Ontology annotation, molecular function: poly(A)-specific ribonuclease activity; protein binding. Gene Ontology annotation, biological process: nuclear-transcribed mRNA poly(A) tail shortening. The record is from RefSeq and is a predicted model, not a curated record. NCBI's taxonomy places the organism in Eukaryota, Metazoa, Arthropoda, Insecta, Diptera, Drosophilidae.